UAAUAAAUAGUGCUUUUUGUAAAUAUGUUUUUAUGGACGCAAAUAAUUAGUUUUUAUAUUAUAACACAUUUAUGGACACUUGUACUAAGUUUAACAAUCGGCUAUUUGGUGUACAAAUUGGCAAUGUUUUAUCAUUUAUACUACAGUUUGCCUCCCGGUCCAUUUCCAUUGCCAGUUAUAGGCAAUAUGUUAACUUUUCAAACAAAAACCUUUUGGGAUGACAUUUAUAGACAAUUGUCCGAAAAGUAUGGACCAGUUUUUACUGUAUAUAUGGGUAAUACACCACAAGUAAUGAUUAGCGACGCAGACAUUGCUAGACAAGUGUUUAGUAAAACUGAUUUUGCCGGACGACCGAAAACAUAUUUUGCAACUUUGUUGGCUAAUGAUGUAAUGAUGGAUGAUUACGGUAACAGUUGGGAAGCACUUAGACGUGUAGCUCAUACGGCAGCAAUGAAAUAUUCAAUUAAUGAACGUCUAGUCAAUGUAGCCGUCGAUUGUGUGGACAAAACAGUUGAAUUAAUGUUGAAAAGGGAGGGUCCGGACAAACCUAUUAAACCAGUCGACUAUAUAUAUCUAAUUUUUCUAAACAUAAUGACCAACAGUGCCUUCAAUGAAAGUUACAAUUUUGAUGAUAUUGUGUUUAAAAAAUUCAAAUAUGUAUUGAAAGAUAUAUUUGAAGAAAUGAAUCUAAGAUUAAUGUUAACUGAAUAUAUUAAACCAUUGCAAUGGAUUGACUAUAAGCUGACCAACAAAAUGAGUAAUGCUUACAAUGAAAUGCGAGAUAUUAUUUAUAAUAAGUUUAAACAGCAUUACAUUGAUUACGAUCGUGAAGUUGAACGAGACUUUUGCGAUGCACUUAUUGCGGCCAAAGAUGAUGCGCUCCGGGAGGGCCGAGAGUCGGCACCUUAUCUUACAGAUGAUAAACUAGGUAUGACUGUGUUUGACAUGUUUUUUGCCGGAAUAGAGACAUCGGAAAAAACAUUUCAAUGGAUACUACUAUUGUUGUCGUAUUAUCCACGGAUGCAAAAGAGAUUACGAGAUGAGAUCAUUAGCCAAAUCGGUGACCGUUUACCCCGACAUCAGGACAGACAGCAAUGUCAUUAUGUGAUGGCAUUUAUUGCCGAAACAUUAAGAUUCAGAAACGUAGCGCCAUAUGGUUUACCCCAUCGUUCAGUAAUAACCAGUAAAAUAGGAAACUAUACAAUACCUAAAGGCAUAACUGUAUACACAUAUCAGGGAAUUAUACUGAAAAACAGUAAUGACAAGCACUGGACUAAUGGCGACCACUUUCUACCCGACCGUUUCAUCGACAGUGACGGCCAUUAUAUAACAACACAUUCGCCGGCAUUCAUACCCUUUGGUGUGGGACGUCGUAAAUGUUUGGGAGAAAAGUUGGCCAUCGCUGACCUGUUUCUGGUUUUGGUCCGUUUUAUACAAUUGACACAAAACUAUGACAUUAUUUUGGACAGUCAUAGAGAUUUGAGUGUUGACCCAAAUUCCGGUUAUCUAAUUAAUCCUAAUGAUCAAGAUAUAAGGUCGUCCAAAAUAAUAGCCAGAAUUAUCAUAUAA
Messenger RNA from Oppia nitens, 1569 nucleotides. Its product is annotated as cytochrome P450 2A9-like. The record is from RefSeq and is a predicted model, not a curated record. The transcript is spliced from 7 exons. Gene Ontology annotation, molecular function: heme binding; oxidoreductase activity, acting on paired donors, with incorporation or reduction of molecular oxygen; monooxygenase activity. The coding region runs from base 25 to 1569 and encodes 514 amino acids. NCBI's taxonomy places the organism in Eukaryota, Metazoa, Arthropoda, Arachnida, Sarcoptiformes, Oppiidae.